AUGACGCAUAAAUGUGACCUACCUGAGAAGAUCUCUCCCUCUACAGAUGAAUGUGGCCCACCUGAGAAGACGUCUCCCUCUAUAGAUGAACGUGGCCCACCUGAGAAGACGUCUCACCCUACAGAAAAAUGUUACCCACCUGAGAAGACGUCUCCCUCUAUAGAUGAAUGUAACCCACCUGAGACGUCUCCCUCUAUAGAUGAAUGUAACCCACCUGAGAAGACUUCUCCCUCUAAAGAUGAAUGUAACCCACCUGAGAAGACGUCUCCCUCUAUAGAUGAAUGUGACCCACCUGAGAAGUCGUCUCCCUCUACAGAUGAAUGUGACCCACCUGAGAAGACCUCUCUCUACAGGUGA
Messenger RNA from Hyla sarda, 357 nucleotides. Its product is annotated as putative small proline-rich protein 5. The coding region runs from base 1 to 357 and encodes 118 amino acids. The record is from RefSeq and is a predicted model, not a curated record. The transcript has a single exon. Lineage: Eukaryota; Metazoa; Chordata; Amphibia; Anura; Hylidae.